This is a messenger RNA of Effrenium voratum, 1197 nucleotides long. Lineage: Eukaryota; Dinophyceae; Suessiales; Symbiodiniaceae. The record is from the annotation of a GenBank genome assembly.
AUGGCGUCCGCGAUGCAGAAAUGCAUGUACGUCCUGGCGCUUCUGGUGUGUGGCUCUUUGAACACGCUCACCAUGAAGAUCGCUUUCACUAUGUCUGGCACGGUGGAUGGCCAGUCCGAGCGCUUUGAGAAGCCCUGGUUCAUCACCUUCGUCAUGUUCAUCGCCAUGUGCUUCGCCCUGCCCUUCGACCGCGGCAUGUGGGGAAAAGUAGGGUCCUCUGCAGAAAAGCCGCUGAUCGACGCCUCCAGCCAUUCUUCGCUUACGUGGCGAAAGAAGGUGGUCAAAGUGAUGUACCCUGCCUUCUUCGACAUUUUGGCCACAGGACUUUGCAGCAUGGGCUUUUUGUACAUCCCCGCUAGCGUUUGGCAGCUCCUACGUGGCGCGGAGAUCGUCUUCGCGGCGAUCUUCGCGGUGUGCUGCCUGAAGCGACGGCUCUUCAAGUUCCACGCGCUGUCCCUCUGCUUCUGUGUGGCCGGGAUCGCCUGCGUGGGUCUCGCCAGCGUGUGGGGCAGCGAGGCAGAGGCCGAAGCCAAAGGCAGUGAGAACAGCGCUGCGCUGCAGAUGCUUGGCAUCGGCUUGGCGCUGAGCGGGCAAGUGGUGCAAGCUGCCCAGGCCGUGGCGGAGGAGUGGCUCCUCAAGGAUGUGGAUCUGCCCGGGCUGCAGGUGGUGGGCUUCGAGGGUGUGUGGGGCGCUCUGGCCAUGAUGGUCGUCGUGCUGCCAAUGGUUCAGAUGCUGCCAGGGAGUGAUGAUGGUCACCUGGAGGAUGAGUACAACGCGGUGCAGUUGCUGAGGAGCAGCUCGUCGCUCUCAGGGCUCAUGCUGCUCUAUACCUUCUCUUGCGCCACCUACAACAUGUCGGGCAUCGCAGUUACUGGGGCGCUCUCUGCCGUGCACCGGGUCAUGCUGGAGGCACUCCGAACCUUGAUCGUUUGGAUCUUCGGGCUGUCUGUGCAUUACCUCGUUGACCCCAAGUCUCUCAUCGGGGAGGUGUGGACGGCUUGGAGCUGGCUGGAGGUCGUGGGAUUCGUACUGCUGGUGCUGGGCCAGAUGAUCUACGGCGAGAUGCUGAAGGUGCCGGGCCUGUACUACCCGCCGCACGAGGAGAUGGACGAAUCAGCUUUAGCUUCACCCGGCGGCGUGAAGAACCUCUACUCCCCGGUGCUACGGAUGAGCCCCAGUCGUUCACCGUCGACGUAG